This is a messenger RNA of Calypte anna (Anna's hummingbird), 6199 nucleotides long. RefSeq names its product prostaglandin F2 receptor inhibitor (gene PTGFRN). The record is from RefSeq and is a predicted model, not a curated record. The transcript is spliced from 9 exons. Lineage: Eukaryota; Metazoa; Chordata; Aves; Apodiformes; Trochilidae. The coding region runs from base 147 to 2801 and encodes 884 amino acids.
GGCGGGCGGCUCCGUGUGCUCGCAGGGGAGCGGGAGGCUGAGCGGGGCGGCCGAGCGGUGAGCUGCUGCCGGUCCCCGGACGAGGCGAGCGUGUGCGCCGGCCAUCCCUCUCGCUUAGGGAGAGGCACCCGCGCAGCCUUGCCAGCAUGGGGCACGGCGGGGAGAGGUCGUCCUGCCUGCUUCUUCUCUUUCUCGCCUUGCUCGCUUUCUGCAGGGGGCGUGUUGUGAGGGUGCCCAAAGGUCCUCUGAUUCGUGUUGUGGGCACGGAGGUGGUGAUACCUUGCAGCGUCAGUGACUACGAUGGUCCCAGUGAACAGAACUUUGACUGGGAGUUCUCCCAGGACACUGACUUUGUGCGGAUAGUGAGUACCUGGGAUUCUGCAUUCACCUCUGAGGAGUACAAAAAACGGGUGGACAGCGGAGAUAUCAAAUUGAGACGGAGCAGCAAUGAUGCUGUGGAACUGGUGAUUAGAAACAUCCAGCCAUCUGACCAAGGGAGAUAUAAAUGCUCCACACCCAGCACUGAUGCCACCGUUCAGGGAAAUUACGAUGCAGAGGUCCAAGUGAAAGUGAUUUCUGAUGGUUUAUCAGUGAGUGGUUCAAAAGCACGUUCCUCAGUGUCUCUCAGGCUGUCUGAAGGUGACUCCUUCAAGUUGCGCUGCUCAGCAAUUACCACCUCACCAGAGCACACUCACCUGCAUGUGACUUGGCAGAUCAGAAGUGGAUCGGCGUGGCAGGACAUCCUGUCUUUGACUCAUGAAGGCAAAUUCCAGACGGGUCCUGGCUAUGAGGAGCGCUACCGUAAUGGCGAUAUCCGCUUGGACACAGGAGCCAAUGACACAUAUCAGUUAUCUGUAUCUCAGGCCUCGGCGGUGGAUGGAGGUGCCUACAGGUGUCUUGUGAGUGAGUGGGUGAGAGGGGCUGAUAGCUCCUGGCAGAAGAUUCAGGAGAAGAGCGUGGAGAUAGCAAGCGUGGCGAUUCAACGGACUGCUCUAGAUGUGGUCAUUUCAACAAGCAAUAUGUCUGUGACUGAAAGAGACUCCCUAGAUCUUACAUGCAACAUCACAACAGACAGGAGUGGUAUUUUCCAAGCAGAAGUGACAUGGUAUUUUUCUGCAUCAUCUGAUGACACCUUGUCAGAUGCUCAGGUUCUACUGAGCAUGGACCACGAUUCUGUUGUCAGUGAUUCAACUCUCAUCAGCCUGAGCCACGUGGAUAGGAACUCCUAUCGCCUGUUGGUGCGAGAUGUGGACGUGGAAGACUCUGGCUAUUACUUCUGCCAAGCAGCUGUCUGGGUGCCGCUGCACAACGGCAGCUGGCAUAAGGUGGUGGAGAGGACAUCUGCACCAGUCAGUGUGGUGGUGACAGCAUUAGAGCCAGACUACGAGGUGUUUCUGAAUGCCUCUAAAACACCCAAGUUUUCUGAUGACCCCACAGAGCUCAAUUGCAGGAUCACAAAUGCCCAGGACACCGAAGCAAACAUCCGCUUCACGGUUUCCUGGUACUACAGGCAGCGCCUGCGCAGUGAUGAUGUGGUGAUGGAGGAACUCCUGGCCACGAUGGAUGCAGACUGGACUCUGCUGCUUGGGGACAGGAACAGAGAGCGGUCUCAGAAUGGAGAAAUAAUCUUCUUUAAGAAGGCUGUUGACACUUUCAGUUUACGAAUCCAGUGGACAUCAGAAAGUGACAGAGGAGAUUAUUUCUGUGUCAUCUCUGCAUGGAGUAGGCACCGCAACAACAGCUGGGUAAAGAGCAAAGAAGUGACUUCUGCAUCCGUCCGCAUUUUCUGGGCUACACAAGAUUACACGCUUACAGUGGAGGCUGUGAAAUUGAAGCCAUUCUUUGUAGCAGGCCAUACCUUUGAGAUGACAUGCAAAGUGUCUUCGAAAAACAUCAAGACGCCACGCUAUUCUGUCCUUAUUACAGCUGAGAAGCCACUAACAGAUCAGUCAAAUCCCAAUGGAACCACUCGUAUAAUCUCCUUGAACCAGGAUUCAGUAGUGCGGCUUGAAGACUGGACAGACCAGACUCGAGUGGAUGGCGUGGUUCUGGAGAAGGUCCAGGAGAAUGAGUUCCGCUACAGAAUGUAUCAGACACAGAUUUCUGAUGCUGGGCUGUAUCGCUGUGUGGUGACUGCCUGGUCUCCAGGUGGUGGUGGCAUGUGGCGUGAAGCAGUGAAUGGGUUAUCCAACCCUAUCCAGAUAGACUUCCAGACAUCAGGUCCUGUGUUUAAUGUCUCGGUGCAUUCUGACAACCCAGCGGUUUACCAGGGUGAACUGGCAGAUUUGCUGUGUAUCAUCACAAUGGAAGGAAUUGCACUUGAGCCAGAUGACAUGUCCUUUGAUGUCUCCUGGUUUGCUGUGCGCUCCUUUGCAUUGGACAGAGAGCCUGUCUUGCUGGCCUCACUGGACCGGAGAGGGAUCGUCACACAGAGUAGGAGAAAUGGGAGCAGUGAUCUUAGCCUGGAGAGAAUCAGCCCGCUAGAAUUCCGGCUCCGUGUUCAUGGCUGUGAGGACCACGACUUUGGGAACCACUACUGCGUAGUGACCCCAUGGGUACGAUCUGCCACAGGCAUAUGGCAGCAGGAACCCGACAUCAAAGCCAAACCCAUCUUUCUAUCUGUGAAAAUGGAUGUUCUGAAUGCUUUCAAGUAUCCUCUGUUGAUUGGCAUUGGUCUGGCUACUGUCAUUGGACUCUUAUCUUGCCUCAUUGGCUACUGCAGCUCCCGUUGGUGCUGUAAGAAGGAAGUGCAGGAAACAAGACGAGAGCGUCGCCGGCUAAUGUCAAUGGAGAUGGACUGAGCGUGGAAGCCAGACACACUUGCAUUUUGUGAGAGACUCACAGGGUUCUUGGACUGUGCUGAGACACUCACUCAUGGGCCCAAACAAGAUGGAGCAUUUUCUCUCUGAUUUCAUCCUGGACCUCAAGCUUCUCCUUGUUACACAUCAUGUCCUGAGAGCAUUCAGGCCAUAUUCAGUGACUUGGAGUUCUCCUUUUCUAGCAGUAAUUUCUGCAUAAGGAUCAUGUCCUACUAAUGUGCAAACUCUUGAGCCUUCUUCCAGCAGGCCCUGUGACAAAAGUCAGUUGUUUUUUUUUUUAAUUAUUUGAUGUUUGUUUUAUUUUUUCUCCCUUUUGAAAAGCUAUCUUAUAUGAAGCCAUGAUGGGCAGGCCAAUGGGUAGAAAGUAUUAGACUUCUAUUGUAUUAAUCAAUCUGCUUUUCCUGUUCCCUUUCUGUGUCCACCUUGGUGUUGACCUUGACUUCUCUUUGUCUGAUUGAAGGCUGGAUUAGGUUCCUCUGCUGGUGCCUCAGAAUGCUGUUCCAGCAAAUAACUGAUUCAUGGUAUGUCUCCUCUUCCCUGGCUUUCAAAGGGUUUGCAGUUAACCCCCAAAAAUAACUUGCCUGGAGAUCUUUGAGACACUUUUUUAAAGCUUUGUUUUAAAUUUUUGUUUUCAGUGCUCAAAGCUCUUUUAGAUAUGCUGAAUAGGGGCUAACUUGGCAACUCUGAAGACUCAAUUCUGAGGAGCAUUUGUUGGAAGUCUGCUUAUGGACACCUUCUCCCCACCACACCUUCUUUUUUUCCCCACUACAGCUGCUCACUUUGUGCCUGAGACGCUGUUCUGCUUGUGGCAAGGGGGCACAUCAUGUCUAGAGGCAAGGGCCCAGACUUCUGUUGGCCUCAGGAGAGAGGUGGGAGACCUACCCCACUGGUGAUGCUGUGACUUAUGAAAAAAAAAUGGAAGGAUCUUUUUCUGUAGUUGGCCAACUGAUCACGUUGAGAGAAGAUUUUUAAACUAUGUAUUACCAAAUGCAUAGACAGACUCCACUGCUGCUUCUUCCAGUCACUCAGUCGUAACCUUUGAACCCAUGAGAGGAGUCAGAGAUCUGCAGUACCUGAAGCGUGGCUCAGGGUAGGAAUAGGAGCAUGCCCAAGAGAGCAGCAAGAAUCCUUCAAGUUCCAGUCAUCCUGGUCUUGUGCAUGGACCUGUAGCAGGGCUCUCCCCAUGGGUUUGAGACCUAUUCCUAGGUGCUAUAGUACAGAAGUCCUGCUUCGGUCUUCCACAUACACUUAUCUAGCUCCUGAAUGAGAGCAUCUCCUUUUCCAGGCAGUUCUGUCUUCCCAGCACAGCUGGUGUUUUAAGCAAUAAAAGUCAGAAUAAAGAUACUGUGUAUAAACAAACAAGGAAGUAGGACUAUACUGCAACCUGACAUCACAACCAGAGUUCGACUUGCAUCAAGAAGGGUGAGAAAUGUAGAGUUGAGACAAGGGCUCAAUCCUUUGCAGAUUUUUUUUUUUUUUAAGAUAAAAGAUGCUAAAGGAGAGCAUACACAGAAGGUAGUGUCCAUGGUGUGCUGUUGCCAAUCUUAGACAUUCAGUAUGUAUUCGGUCUGUUUCACUAAUAGCUCAUCCCACUGCACAUUCCAGGGAAGCUCCAGAUCUGUGCUAUAAAGGCUUCAUUUUGCAUUAUUAUUUGUGGAACUUUGCACUCAACAGUGUUACUAUUCCAAAGUCAGGAUUUUUUGUGUUUUCUUUGUGUGUGGUGGUGUUUUGUUUUGUUUUAUUUGUUUUUUCCUCUCUUGCAUUGUGACCUUUGUUCUGAGGCUGGUGUGAGGAUUUUUUUUCUAGAAGGCUGUUAUUCUUCCUGUAUGCAAACCCACAUGUAAACAUAUGUGUAUACAUAGAAGUGUCCAAUGAUUUUCGGAAGCUGAAUGUGAGACAUCUUAAAAUGGACUUGAUUUGCAGUGUUGGGGAUUGCAACUUAUUUUUUGGUUCUCUAAGAUAUUUCAUGUGGUGUUCAAAAGUGGGACAGCCGAGGUCUGUAAACAUCUGAAAGACUUCUGCCUGAACAUUCAUAAUAUCUUUUCUUUCUGGCCUGAUGUUUUCCCUACUGGAAGAGCUCUAUGCUGAAGACAGAUGUAUGUGCUUCUGCUGAGGAACAUGGCAGAUGCAGUCUCUAGCUUCCACUCUGAAAGCCCAGAAAUCUGUAGCAGUGCUUUCCAAAGGAAUGAAAUUGAAGGAAGGGUUCACUCAUAUUUCUUUGAUAGCAAGAAGCUUGCUUUCGCUCCUUAUCUGUCUAAUGUAGUGAAAUCUUGCUUUUUCCUUGGAUGUCCUGAAACAUCAUUCUUAUGUUUGGGAUGCUGGCUGUCCUUCCCAAGAUCUAGCAGCUUCUUUCCUGCAUUAGCAUCUGUGUUCCUCACAGAAGGCUUGUGGCAUUGGGGCAUCUUGGGAGGGGUGCAUAGUGGUGAUGAAGUCUGAAGCACAGUAUCAGUCACUUUUUGUCCUUCCAGACUUAGUCCAUGUUUAUGUGCUCUUGGUUAAGUUUUAGGGAGAGAGGGUCAUGACUGUAAUGCAAUAAUGAGGGACUGAAUGAGCAGGGAACUGCCAGCUGUUUCCAAGCACACACCAUAGCACAUUUUCUCCCUGCUGGAAAAAACUCAGGGUUAUUUUGGUCAAACCUCCCUGCUCUAAAGAAAGGUCCCCAUGUCCUUAGCUAAUGCUGGCCUUCCUUCAUGGUCCAUAACAAACCAUCUUUUCAUUCCAAGUAAAGCAAGUUUCCUGCUAGCUCGUACUGCUGCCAGCCCAUUGGAAUGCAACGUUGCAUCCCCUUCCACCUUCGCUGUAUUUGGAAGGCUAUAAGCUGUGGGGUUAGACUACCCCCCAGUUUCCUUCUAAUCGUGCCAAUUUUGUAUUAUCCCCCUUUUUAAAAAAUAGAAUGGGAAUCUUGUCUCUCUGAAAAUGAAAAAGAAAUAUCUAUUUCACUUUUUAUGGUUUCUUUUUUAUUGUUAUUUCCUGUGUGACCAUGGUUUGUGUGAGUGAAGAUGUGUGUGCAUCUGGUUGUGCAUUAAACCUGCAGAGUAUCAGGCAAGUAAGCUGCCUCAGAUGCAGUGCAAGCAUCCAUAUCCUCUAUGCUGCAGCCUGUGGUAUUGUUAAAGGAUCCUAAGGGCUCACGUUGAUCUUCCUCUGUUCACGUUGCCGCAUCUCCUGGUUAAGCUGGUGAGUUCCUCCAGGCACUUGGAAAUUCAGUCCAAGACAAGCUUGAACAUCAAAUAGCAGAAGAGCAAGAUAUUUUCUUUCUUUUCUUUUAGUUUCAAAGUUAUAAAGUGUUUGGCACAGUUCUGGAAUGCAGGUACCGAAUAGUUCUAACAGUGCUGUGUAAAAUGUUUCUUUUUAUGUUUAAAAUAAAGAGCGAGCCUUUUUGA